Molecule: messenger RNA, 7405 nt
Organism: Erinaceus europaeus (western European hedgehog)
Lineage: Eukaryota; Metazoa; Chordata; Mammalia; Eulipotyphla; Erinaceidae
Gene: ZMIZ1
Product: zinc finger MIZ-type containing 1
Exons: 25
Coding region: 500-3721 (1073 amino acids)
Biological process (GO): protein sumoylation; regulation of transcription by RNA polymerase II
Molecular function (GO): zinc ion binding; SUMO ligase activity
Source: RefSeq, a predicted model, not a curated record
GGAGCCGGAGCCCGAGCGGAGACCAGCGCAGCGCCCUCGUCGCGCUCCUCCCGGCCCGAGCCGGCCCUGCCCCGCGGCGGCGGCGGCGGCAGCGGCGGCAGUGGCAGCGGCGCGUCCUCCAGCGGCGGCAGCGGCUCUCGCAGCGCCCGUACGUGCAGCAGCUGCAUUGGGCCAGGUCAGACUGCUGGGCUGCUGCCUCCUCUCCACCUCGACCUCCUCCUCCCGACACUCUGAGCAGCCCUGACUCCUGACUCCUGAUCAGCGGCAGAGGCCUUAGCAGUGUGAGGAGGAAGAAGCCCAUUGCAUCAGACCAAAUGCUGCGAAGGGUGUGAGGAGAAGAGCCAUCUGUCACUUACCUGCCAUACCCAGAAAGGAUGGAGCUGGAGUGAGCCGGAGGGCCAGGAGCUGCUGACCAGCACGGGAAACGCUGGUGGUUCGUGGGUCACUGAGACUGGACAACGUUCAUGGCUCUCGGGUAGAACCCAGCUCAACGGCCAGAAUGAAUUCUAUGGACAGGCACAUCCAACAGACCAAUGACCGACUGCAGUGCAUCAAGCAGCACUUACAGAACCCCGCCAACUUCCACAAUGCCGCCACAGAGCUGCUGGACUGGUGUGGAGACCCUCGAGCCUUCCAGAGGCCUUUUGAGCAGAGCCUGAUGGGCUGUUUGACGGUGGUCAGUCGGGUAGCAGCUCAGCAAGGGUUCGACCUGGACCUCGGCUACAGACUGCUAGCUGUGUGUGCCGCCAACCGAGACAAGUUCACUCCAAAGUCUGCUGCCCUGCUGUCCUCCUGGUGUGAGGAACUUGGCCGCCUGCUGCUGCUCCGACAUCAGAAGAGCCGCCAGAGCGACCCCCCUGGGAAACUCCCCAUGCAGCCCCCCCUCAACUCCAUGAGCUCCAUGAAACCCACUCUGUCACACAGUGAUGGGUCCUUCCCCUACGACUCUGUCCCUUGGCAGCAGAACACCAACCAGCCUCCCGGCUCCCUGUCCGUGGUCACCACAGUUUGGGGAGUGACCAACACGUCCCAGAGCCAGGUCCUCGGGAACCCUAUGGCCAAUGCUAACAACCCCAUGAAUCCAGGCGGCAACCCCAUGGCGUCGGGCAUGACCACCAGUAACCCCGGCCUCAACUCCCCACAGUUUGCUGGGCAGCAGCAGCAGUUCUCUGCCAAGGCUGGCCCUGCUCAGUCCUACAUCCAGCAGAGCAUGUACGGCCGGCCUAACUAUCCCGGCAGCGGGGGCUUUGGGGCCAGUUACCCUGGGGGUCCUAAUGCCCCCGCAGGCAUGGGUAUCCCUCCGCACACCAGGCCGCCUGCUGACUUCACUCAGCCGGCUGCUGCCGCUGCAGCAGCUGCAGUGGCAGCAGCAGCAGCCACGGCCACGGCCACGGCCACAGCCACUGUGGCCGCCUUGCAGGAGACACAGAAUAAGGAUAUAAACCAGUAUGGACCGGUCUGUUCCUCUUUCCAGAUGGGUCCCACCCAGCCGUAUAACAGCCAAUUCAUGAACCAGCCCGGGCCGCGGGGCCCUGCCUCCAUGGGGGGCAGCAUGAACCCUGCAAGCAUGGCGGCUGGCAUGACACCCUCUGGGAUGAGCGGCCCACCCAUGGGCAUGAACCAGCCCCGGCCGCCUGGCAUCAGCCCCUUUGGCACACAUGGGCAGCGGAUGCCCCAGCAGACCUACCCAGGCCCCCGGCCCCAGUCCCUCCCCAUUCAGAGCCUAAAGAGGCCAUACCCGGGAGAGCCCAACUAUGGAAACCAGCAAUAUGGACCAAACAGUCAAUUCCCCACCCAGCCAGGCCAGUACCCCACCCCUAACCCACCAAGGCCACUCACCUCUCCCAACUACCCCGGGCAGAGGAUGCCCAGCCAGCCGAGUACCGGGCAGUACCCACCCCCCACGGUCAACAUGGGGCAGUAUUAUAAGCCAGAGCAGUUUAAUGGACAAAACAACACCUUCUCCGGAAGCAGCUACAGCAACUACAGCCAAGGGAAUGUCAACAGGCCUCCCAGGCCGGUUCCUGUGGCAAAUUACCCCCACUCACCUGUUCCAGGGAACCCCACGCCCCCCAUGACUCCCGGGAGCAGCAUUCCCCCAUACCUCUCCCCCAGCCAAGAUGUUAAGCCCCCUUUUCCACCUGACAUCAAGCCAAAUAUGAGCGCUCUGCCGCCACCCCCAGCCAACCACAAUGACGAGCUGCGGCUCACCUUUCCCGUGCGGGAUGGUGUGGUGCUGGAGCCCUUCCGCCUGGAGCACAACCUGGCCGUCAGCAACCACGUCUUUCACCUGCGGCCCACAGUCCAUCAGACUCUGAUGUGGAGGUCUGACCUGGAGCUGCAGUUCAAGUGCUACCACCACGAGGACCGGCAGAUGAACACCAACUGGCCAGCCUCGGUGCAGGUCAGCGUCAACGCCACACCCCUUACAAUCGAGCGCGGCGACAACAAGACCUCCCACAAGCCCCUGCACCUCAAACACGUGUGCCAGCCGGGCCGCAACACCAUCCAGAUCACCGUCACGGCCUGCUGCUGUUCCCACCUCUUUGUGCUGCAGCUGGUCCACCGGCCGUCCGUGCGCUCCGUGCUGCAAGGCCUCCUCAAGAAGCGCCUCCUGCCCGCCGAGCACUGUAUCACGAAAAUCAAGCGGAAUUUUAGCAGUGUGGCUGCCUCAUCAGGCAACACGACCCUCAAUGGGGAGGACGGUGUGGAGCAGACAGCCAUCAAGGUGUCUCUGAAAUGCCCCAUCACAUUCCGGCGCAUCCAGCUGCCUGCCCGAGGCCAUGACUGCAAACAUGUUCAGUGCUUUGACCUGGAGUCAUACCUACAAUUGAAUUGCGAGAGAGGGACCUGGCGGUGUCCUGUGUGCAAUAAAACUGCUCUGCUUGAGGGCCUGGAGGUGGAUCAGUACAUGUGGGGCAUUCUGAAUGCCAUCCAACACUCCGAAUUUGAAGAGGUCACCAUCGACCCCACGUGCAGCUGGCGGCCCGUGCCCAUCAAGUCAGAUCUACACAUUAAGGAUGACCCGGACGGCAUCCCCUCCAAGCGGUUCAAGACCAUGAGCCCCAGCCAGAUGAUCAUGCCCAACGUCAUGGAGAUGAUUGCAGCCCUGGGCCCUGGCCCAUCCCCCUACCCACUCCCACCUCCCCCAGGGGGCACCAACUCCAAUGACUACAGUAGCCAGGGCAACAACUACCAGGGCCAUGGCAACUUUGACUUCCCCCACGGAAACCCCGGUGGGACAUCCAUGAAUGACUUCAUGCAUGGCCCCCCACAGCUUUCCCAUCCCCCAGACAUGCCCAACAACAUGGCUGCCCUGGAGAAACCCCUCAGUCACCCCAUGCAGGAAGCUAUGCCCCACGCUGGCAGUUCUGACCAGCCCCACCCCUCCAUACAACAAGGCUUGCACGUCCCACACCCCAGCAGCCAGUCAGGGCCUCCAUUACAUCACAGUGGGGCUCCUCCUCCUCCUCCUUCCCAGCCUCCCCGGCAACCACCACAGGCCGCUCCCAGCAACCAUCCUCACAGCGACCUGACCUUUAACCCCUCCUCAGCCUUAGAGGGUCAGGCCGGAGCGCAGGGAGCGUCCGACAUGCCGGAGCCUUCGCUGGAUCUCCUUCCAGAACUCACGAAUCCUGAUGAGCUCCUCUCCUACCUGGAUCCCCCUGACCUGCCGAGCAAUAGUAACGAUGACCUCCUGUCUCUCUUUGAAAACAACUGAAACCUGCCCCCUCCAGGUGCGAGGGGGCACCCCUGCCCACGCUGCCUCCCUCCCCUUCCGACAGCCCCCCACACUUUCCCUCUGGGAGCCAGGCCUGCAGAGAUAUACCCUGCGGCUGCUGCCUUCCCGGAGCGGAGGGGCGGGAGGGCGCACUGUGAAGGCCGUGUGGGUCCAGAGCCCGCCCGCCCGCACCCAGAGCAAGCCCCAAGACACCGUCAUCGCCACCUUGGGUGUCCACCGCCACUGAGAGGUGCACACCAAUGAUGGCUUUCCGGUCCCUCCGUGUGCUGACGCCACACCACCCUCCACUGCCCCCAGGUUCUUCCACUUUCUAGACUGUGACCCCACUUCCUGGCCCAGAGCCUUCUUCAAGUGACUGUAGCCCUCAAGAGAAAGCCCCAGUGGGCCCUGAGCCUUGAAGGAGCAGUGAUGGUUGGUGGCACUGAGAACAGCCCAAUUUCCAUCCCCACCACCCACCACAGAAAAGCACAACCUCUGGGAAAGCGAGCUCUCUCAGGGGCCAAGGCAAGAUAACCCUGCAAGCACUCUUGUCUCAGAAGGCAGAAGAAAAGGGACAAGGGCAGUGAGAGAGGGCAUGCCGUUCCUGCUUGAGGACUGGUGGGAACGGGUUGGGGUCUCCUCAGAGCCAGGACGGCACAGCAGACGACCUUUGGACUCUGGCCAGGGUUUGGCCUUGGGGGAGGGGGGGCAGAUGGAAAGUGCCCAGCAUAUGUUCCUGUGCCCUCAGCAGGGAGGUCGGGAGGACGCCGUCUGCCAGAGUUCAGUAGGAACUUGUAACUUUGCUCCAAGCUACUCCUUGUUUUUAAACAACAUAAACAACAUAAAGGCUACCAAGUCAUCCAGAGGAAAAGGGAAUGUUGAACUCGGACAGCAAGCAGACCAUUUCUCUCCGCGUGUUCUGUUUUCUUCUCCCGUUCCCCACCCACCUCGCCCAGACUCUUAUGUGGGUUGCUAAAUUCCCUCUGUCCUCAGACGGCCAGCUGGGAUGGUGGAAGGGCCAGGGAGGCAUGAGCUUAGCCUCAGACACUCUGUCCAGCUUCUCUGUCCAUUUGUCCCCACACUCCAGGCUGCCCUUGGCUCCAGCCCAGCUGGUCACCACAUGUGCAGGGAUGGACCCGCCAGCAUCCGGAGGUGGCUCUGUGGCUGUCUUAGAUGCCACACUUGGCUGCUAGCCUUUGCUUUCCUCUGAGUCCUGCCCUUAAAAGCUCACCCCACACUCGUGCUCACUCCAGCAGAAGCGGCCUCCCAUUCAUUCUCCCUGCACUCCUCCACGCCCUCUGCCUUCCUGCUCUUUGGCGUCUCCCGGAUAGCUUGUGCAUCAGUUUCAGGCUUAUCUGUUCGCCCUUAAACCACUCGGCCUGUGAUGCUACUGGGCCACCAGGUCACUUGGGUCACAUCUGUAAAUCCAUUGCAUCCUUCCCAACUGCUGCCUGGAAUCCUCUCUAGGCUCCCCUGUUCACUAUCUGUGUCCUCAGUCUCUGUUUUCUCCUCCAUCUCUCUCUCGCGUUUUCUUGCUCCCUCUGGCCAGUGCUCCCUCUCCCCCACCCCAGUACUCCUCCGCAUUUGCUGCAAACAGUGGCUUCAGCUGUGGACAUCCAGCCUCUGGACCAGGCUUUUCGUAGGAAAGCUGACAUUGCUCUCUCUCUCUCUCUCUCUCUCUCUUUCUUUUUCUUUGUCCCCUUGUCAAGAUUUUUUCAAAUGACGUGGUAUUCAGUAUGCAAAUUGUUUUAGGAAUUGCUUUUGUAAAUAUCUUUGUGAAUAUUUUAGUAUUGUCUUUGAUAUAAUAUUCAACAUUUUCACGACCUGGUAAUAGCCUUUGCGGGUGUUUUUAAAAUACCUUGACUCAAUGACAAAGACCGAGUCCUUUUUUCAAAAAAAAAAAAAAAAAAAAAGAAGAAAAGAAAAAAAAAAAAAGAAAACAACAAAAAAGCCACCAGAGAUACUUGUACAGAUGAAGGGACAAAAAGCACGAGUGACUGAGUUGGCAGAGUGGGCCACCCACCAUUUAGAGCCAGCCAUCCCCAGUGGGCCUGUAGGGAGGAGAUGGCCCCAGGGAGCAUCCUCACCCAGUGGCCACUGGCCCCCGGAAGUGGCUAGCUACACUGUGUUGGACCAUCUGGGAAUGUUCCACCCCAGACAGACUUACAGAUGCCUUCCUUAGAAGUCCCCCCCCUUUCCUGCUUUCCACCUUGCUUCUUUUGCCCAGAAAAGCCUGGGGUCCAUCUUAGUUCUUAUUGGUGUCCCUGUUCUGCUCACCAACUUCUCCACAGCUUUCUAGUGUAGAGGGUGACCUGCUCCCCACAGCCCGGGCUCCAGGCACCUCCCUUCACCCUCUCUGGGGGGCACUGUGGGCUCAAUACCUGAAGCAACUUUCCUGGGACCACCCCUACCCCCACCCCCUUCUUAAGCGAACCUCCACCAGCAAGUUCAACUAAGAGCUUUCCUGAACCAUGGUGCCUGAAGCCCAUGCUCUGGGGAUGUACUUUUUCCAGAGGGAUUCUGGAGCCAGGACAAGGGAUGAGGAAGGCAUAGCGUCAGCCAGGGCUGGAGUGAGCCCCAACUAAUGCCAGAUUCAGGUGAAGACAACCUCCCUGAGCAGGGGUGGUUCUGAACUUCAGGGACAUGCUUCCCUGAUCCUUUCAGACAACUACUUGGAGCCAUAAGUCACCUCAGCAAAAAUAAAUAAAAUAAGACAAGGCCUCUGCAAGCCACUCCUCCAUGAGAAGCAUUCGCCCAGGCCAUAGGCAUGUUUCUGCCAUCACUCCACAUGAUGGACAGGGCGCCAGAGGGAAGGCCACAUCCAGGCAACCACCCUGUCUUCUUGGUUUGAAGCUUUACCCAUGUAUCAUGUUCCCUGUAGCCAUUUUAUUUUUAAAGAAACGUCUAAUACUUUCUCCCGAAUGGAAGUCCUCCACCCACCCCCACCCCACCCCCAUCCCAGAGAGCUCCAUGUCUGCUCCCUCAGCCUGACCCAUCCAGAUAGGCCGAUGUCAGCAGCCGUGACUCGAGGGACGUGUGUGUACAUAUGUAAAUGAGAAAUAGAGACAUGUUAACAGAUGCAUUCAUUUCCUUUGGAAUGUGUAUUGUUUUUAUUUUACAAAUCAAAACAAAAAAAAAAAAAGGCUUGGAACUCCAUCUUAAUGUGGAAAAACUAGAUCCUGUUUGCUAGCGUUCGUGAGGUCUCUCUCCACAUGUGUCUCACUCAUGUAAUAUACCCUGACCCUGUGUGGAAAGGAAUUUUUGGUUCUGUUUUUAUUUUUGUUUGUUUGUUUGUUUUUGUUUUUAUUUUACCUACAUGUACUAUUUAGCUUCAGUGUCCUAGUCCUGCCACCUGUGUAUUUUUAGGGUGCUAUGGAAAUAAUGAGAAGAAACGGGGAUUUCAGAAGAAAAUUGUAACCAAAUUCAUACUUUGUAUAAUUUUUUGAUAUCAUGAUCGCAGGUGAUUCACAUGUACACACAUCGACAUGCUCACAGUGCAGCCUGAAGUAACGCCCACAGAAACCGUCAUUGUCUCUGUACAUCUGUGUACAAUGCAAUCAUUUCAUACUUUCAACUGGUCAGAAAACUAAUUGUGAUUUCUAGUCUUGCAAAGCUGUAUGUAGUUAGAUGAUGUGACAACCUCUAAUAUUUAUCUAAUAAAUAUGUAUUCAGAUGAAACCUGUA